AUGUCGUAAUCAAACGUCCCAUCACCAGGUCCAGAGCGGAGCCAAAUCGCCUUUCAAGAAAUGGCUGCUGAACUUUGCCGUGGACAGGAAAUUUGCUGAGGUGAAAGAGGGCAUCAUCAGGAACAACAGCAUCUGGGACAAACUCAUCUUCCACAAAGUGCAGGAGUCUCUGGGUGGACGGGUGAGGGUCAUGGUGACGGGCGCAGCACCCAUUUCUCCCUCUGUGCUUAACUUCCUCAGGGCGACUCUGGGCUGCCAGAUCUUUGAGGCGUACGGUCAGACAGAGUGCACAGCCGGCUGCACCUUCACCACACCAGGAGACGCCACCUCAGGACAUGUUGGAGCACCGCUGCCUUGUAAUAUUGUAAAGUUGGUGGAUGUUGAAGAAAUGAACUACUUCGCCUCAAACGGAGAAGGAGAGGUGUGUAUCAAGGGUAGAAAUGUGUUCAAGGGAUACCUGAAAGACCCGGAGAAGACUGCAGAGGCUUUGGAUGAAGACGGUUGGCUCCACACUGGAGACAUCGGAAAAUGGCUUCCG
This is a messenger RNA of Plectropomus leopardus (leopard coralgrouper), 538 nucleotides long. NCBI's taxonomy places the organism in Eukaryota, Metazoa, Chordata, Actinopteri, Perciformes, Serranidae. The record is from RefSeq and is a predicted model, not a curated record.